Molecule: messenger RNA, 2367 nt
Organism: Pyrenophora tritici-repentis Pt-1C-BFP
Lineage: Eukaryota; Fungi; Ascomycota; Dothideomycetes; Pleosporales; Pleosporaceae
Source: RefSeq, a predicted model, not a curated record
AUGGCGCGGGGCAAGAAGCAGGGGAAAAACAAGGCCAAGGCCAGUCCAGGAAAGAACACGCCACAUCGAGCGCCCUACAAACGCCAUUCGUCCCAAUCAUGGCAGGUUCGCGACGAGGUCGCGUCCAAGUUCUCCCUUCAAGACGAGGCGCGCUGGGCGUCGAACCACCGCACCGCUGCCUACGAAGCCGGCAAGAACCUGCGCCAUAUGCCGCCCAUACAGUUUAUUAGCGCCGGCCACCUCGAAGGCACACUGAAGAAAAUCGUUCCAGCCGUCGAGUCCACCCAAGUUGAAACGCCAGAGUCCAGCGCAGAGUCAUUCACUCCCUCCUCGCCCCUGUCAACACCGGACAACACCAACGCCAUGGCACAUAUGGUCAUUCGGAGUCCGUCGCCUGCACUCUCAGAAGCCUCUUCUAGCGCAGACGAGGUUUUGUUCAGGGGUCGCGGGAACCAGGCUCAAGUCACUACGGUCGCCCCUGUCACUGUCAUUGCCACUGCCACGAAGCAAACCAUAACGACCCAAGAUACGGUAGAUGGUCCUGAAAACCCAGUUGUGUCUGUAGCGGCUCCAGAACCUGAACAAACCUUGCCAGACCAAACAAAAAAUGCUCCCGUGCCGGAGAAGGUUGAGCAGGUUGAAUUAGAGGUCGACUCAGACGCUGAUGAGAUCGUAGAGAAACAGUUCGAAAAGCGGAGAGGAGGCAAACCAAGAUGGGAGGGCACUACCACAGAGUGGGAGCAUCGCAGCAAACCAAACAUUGGAUGGUUGCCUACCAAAAAACGCCCUGACAUGAAGUCUUUUCUGAGUGGCAAAGCAAACUCUCGCGAUGCUGCUAUGGAAGAUUAUUUGCAGAAUGUGGAGGAUUUCGGCCUCACUGACGAUCCAUUAGCUGCAUCCGGAUUUGCUAACCGCGAGAUGGAUCUCGACGGAGGCAGCCACAAUGACUGGGUGUCAACCUCCGAAGCUGCUGAAGACGCAAACCGAGCUGCUGAAGACGAGAACGAAGCCGCCGAAGACAGUGGUGACUGGGAGUCUGAUAUGCUUCAGGAUUUCGACAAUCUGAGUACCUCUUCUGACCUUGAGGAUACCGUCGUUCGAAUCCUCUCAAAGCGCAUCCGUAAAUCUGGCCUCCAAUACCUCUGUGUGUAUGAAGGAUCCGUCAUCGAUGAAGCUCGUUGGCUACCAGCAACCUUCUUGAGGGCCACCGCCGAGAAGAAACUUGUUCGAGAAUUCGAGGCAGCCCUCCGUGAAUGUGAAAAACAUAUGCCUAUAAGCAGUGACUCAGAAGAUGAUGACGACGACGACGACGGAGAAGAAGAAGAAGAAGAAGAAGGAGGAGGAGAAGAAGAAGAAAUCGAUGACGAAACACUUGCCAGGGUCCUACAGAAGCAGGAGGAGCUUGGCUUGGGUGGGGACGAGGUAUUGCUCUAUGGUGAUGACGAGUUCUUUGAUGGACCUGUCAAGGAUCGAUCAUUCAUACCGUUCAGUAGAUCGAACAAGAAAUGCCAGGAUCGUCGUGGUCGCGGUAAACGGGAUCCGUCAUUUCCCUCUGCUACUGCCAUGGCUGAUGCUCUGGACAUGGACCCAUAUAGUGGCUUCGAUGUUAUGGAUACCGAGCGGCCUUCCUUAAAGCCUAAGAAGAAAGGUCGACGAGGUCAACCUCCCCCAGAGCUAGAUGACUCUGACUUGAACGAGCAGCUCCAGAAUGCUUGGGCAGCCGACAGAGUAAAGAAGCGACUUAAGAAGGCUGAACGAGAAGAGCUUCGCCAGCAGGGAUUGUUGGGUCGCAAGGGUAAGAGUGCUAACCUCAAGGUGAAGUACCAAGGUGGUAUUGAAAUGGAAGACAUCGUCGAAGAGCUUCGCGAAUUCAUGCUCGGUACAAUGGAGACGUUGUCGCUUCCUCCGAUGGAUGCAUACCGCCGCGCCACCAUUCAUCAGGUAGCCGCGUUCUUCAACCUAAACUCUCGCUCUCGUGGCGAUGGUAUGGAUAGGUUCACUCUGCUUUCCAAGACGACUCGCACUCGAACCCUCACCGACGACGAGUUCAACAUCGCCAUCCAAAAGAAGGGCUUCCAGAAACGUCUACGUGGUCCUCUCUACACUGAAGGUAGCGGCGGCCGGGCAGGCAAGUUCAGCACCGUCAAGCACAAACACGGUGGUGUGCGCGCCCGCCCUCAGCUAGGCUACAAGGACGGUGAGACAGUUGGCGCAAAUGCCCCGGAGCUUGGACCGGAAAACAAGGGUCACGCGCUUAUGAUGAAGAUGGGCUGGGCCAAGGGCGAUGCUCUGGGUGCUGGUGAUAACAAGGGCAUUCUGCAGCCUAUUCCUCAUACUGUCAAAACCAACAAGGCUGGUUUACAGUAA